AUGUCUGGAGAUAUUAAUGCUCCAAUCUGUAUUGAUGAUGACGAUGAGAUUGAUCAUGGUCUUAAGAUUGACGAGGACUACAAGUUGCUCUUAGAUAAUAUCGGAGAUCGUGAUAACAGUUUAGGCAUUCUCUUCGAAGACGACAAUGGAGAAUCCGAAACUCGUACAUUCGAUAUGCGUUGUGGUGACUCAAAGAGACCAAAGUUUGAGAAUGAGAAUCAAAUCAACAAGAGAGUUUCUCAGCAGAGAAAGAGGAAGGCUGUUGGGUUUGACGCAAGACCUGUUGCGUUUGAUACAACUCGACAAAACAUUCAACGAGACAAUAGAAGGGCUGAACGAAGAAAGAGGAAUCUUGCUGAGUUAGAGGCUUCAAGGGCUAUUCCGUUACAUAUAAAGCAAGAGAAGAUUCAACGAGACAACGAAGCUAGGAAAAUGUCAGAGUCAAAGGCUGAGACUUUGAGGGAUGUUCCGUUGGUUAGAACCCAAGAAGUCAUCAAGCGAGACAAAAAAGUUAGAAAGUUUGAGAGUCUUGAAACUUUGAGGGAUGUUCCUUUGGUUAGAACACAAGAAGUCACCAAGAGAGACAACAAAGUUAGAAAGUUUGGUUGGUUAGAGGUUGAGACUUUGAAGGAUGUUCCGUUGGUUAGAACCCAAGAAGACAUCCAACGAGACAACAAAGCUAGGAAAAUGUCAGAGUCAAAGGUUGAGACUUUGAAGGAUGUUCCGUUGAUUAGAACCCAAGAAGGCAUCCAACGAGACAGUAAAGCUAGGGAAAUUUCAGAGUCAAAGGCUGAGACUUUAAGGGAUGUUCCGUUGGUUAGUAUCGAAGAAGACAUCCAACGAGACAACAAAGCUAGGAAAACGUCAGAGUCGAAGCUUGAGACUUUAAGGGAUGUACCGUUGGUUAGAACACAAGAAGACAUCCAACGAGACAGCAACGUUAGAAAUUUUGGUUGGUUAGAGGCAGAGGUUGAGACUUUGAGGGAUGUUCCGUUGGUUAGAACCGAAGAAGACAUCCAACGAGACGGUAAAGUUAGGAGAGUUUCAGAGUCAAAGCUUGAGACUUUAAGGGAUGUACCGUUGGUUAGAACACAAGAAGUCAUCCAACGAGACAGCAACGUUAGAAAUUUUGGUUGGUUAGAGGUUGAGACCGAAGAAGACAUCCAACGAGACAGUAAAGUUAGGAGAGUUUCAGAGUCAAAGCUUGAGACUUUGAGGGAUGUUCCGUUGAUUAGAACCCAAGAAAAGAUUCAACGAGACAACAAAGCUAGGAAAAUGUCAGAGACAAAGGUUGAGACUUUGAGGAAUGUUCCGUUGGUGAGAACCGAAGAAGACAUCCAACGAGACAGUAAAGCUAGGAAAAUGUCAGAGUCAAAGGCUGAGACGUUAAGGGAUGUUCCGGUUGUUAGAACCCAAGAGGUCAUCGAACGAGACAACAGAGUUAGAAAAUUUGUUGACUUAAAGGUAGAGACUUUAAGGGCUUCUCCGUCGGCUACAACCGAAGAAGAUAUUCAACGAGAUUAUAGGAUUGCUGAACAAAGGAAGAAGAAAUUUUCUGAAACUAAGGCUGCAGGGACUUCAAAUGUUGUUCCUGCUAUGGAGAGAUUUAAUAGAGUAACAGAGCUUAAGGCUGUAGAGAAGACUUCAAGGUCUGUUCCGGUGAUCCAAAGUGACAAAAGAGUUGUUGUAGGGACAAGGAAGAAGAAGAGUGCAGUGGCUGGGGAUAAGGAUUUCAUGAGGUACCUCAAAUGGCUUAAAGAUACCCUUACAGAUUCGACAGAUGAGCCUGAUGUUCCGUCUGAUUUGGUGGACCCUCCAGUUUCAGAAACUCAAAAAGACUCCACAAUUGUCCCUGGAGAGGGUCUGUUAGUAAAAGUGAAGGUUGAGCCAGAUCUUGAGUCUUGGUCUGAUGAUGAUGAUGAUGAGGAGGAUAUAAUUGCGAUUAGUGACGUCCCGUUUCCGGAUGGAGAAGAUACACCUUUUGUGGCGUCCAAGAGCAAGAGCGUGAUUGAUCUUGAGAAAGAGAGUGCAGAGGAUGAGGGUAGUAGCUGUUUUAGAAGAAAGCUAAUGGUUGUUUUGAAGAAACCUUACAGUGAAAGAGAGUUGCUGAUGCUCUCUGGUCGGGCAUCGAUGAAAAGACCAGUGACUCGAUGUAGAGAACUGCGAAAUGGGAGGGAAAGCAACUAUGAGACUGAUGAAUUGGGAGACUCUUACCUCGAGCAGUUCCCUGAUUUCGAUGAAGAAUACAAGCGUGUGGAAGGUGAUGAUUGGGCAAGACUGGAGUUGCUGCGUGGUUUCUUCUUUUUCUUGGAAAAUGUUGCUCAAGUUGGUGCUUUCAAGCCUUGGAUAAAAAAGUGA
Messenger RNA from Microthlaspi erraticum, 2358 nucleotides. The record is from the annotation of a GenBank genome assembly. Lineage: Eukaryota; Viridiplantae; Streptophyta; Magnoliopsida; Brassicales; Brassicaceae.